Messenger RNA from Coffea arabica (coffee), 1671 nucleotides. Its product is annotated as BOI-related E3 ubiquitin-protein ligase 1-like. The record is from RefSeq and is a predicted model, not a curated record. Lineage: Eukaryota; Viridiplantae; Streptophyta; Magnoliopsida; Gentianales; Rubiaceae. Gene Ontology annotation, molecular function: ubiquitin-protein transferase activity.
CCGAAUCCUUCAUUCAUCCCAAAUCCAUCAUUCCAUCAUUCCAUCAUUCCAUCAUUCUAUACUACUAUAUAGAGAGAAGAGAUUCAAGGAGGAAAGGAAAGGAAAGAAAAGAAUGGCCGUCCAAGCUCAAUACCCAUCAAAUGUUCUUCUGUUCAACAGAGCUGUUGAAGAAGGCAAAAGCCCAGUUGCCAACGAUUACUCGUUGCAACCUCAACCUCCUGGCGGAGGCGGAGGAGGAGUUGGAGGAGGAGGAGGAAUAUCUUUUUUUGAUCAAACAAACAUGUCAUUCAAUCAUGGAGUUGGGAUCAAUAAUUCGCGAAAAAGAGGAAGAGAGGUAGGUGCAACGACAACGGCAACAGGAGGAGGAGCAGGGACAGGAGGGGUGGCAGCUGCCAUGAAUAGACCAUUGAUUUCAAUGGCGCCACAUCCUCAACUGAUGGACCUCACUCAGCUCCAUUCCGCCACCCAGAGAAAUGGCGUCUCCAUUGGCCUUGGCUUAGCUUUUGGCGAACAACCACCACCAUUGUCUCAGCAACAACACUCGAUUUCCCCUCAAUCAUCAGCUCAGUCAUCAGUUCUAUUAUCCAUCUUGUCUGAUGAUUUAGCCUCCCAUAUUAAACAACAGCGCGACGAAAUCGAACACUUCCUCCUUGCCCAGGGGGAGCAAUUGAGACGAACUUUAGCGGAGAAAAGGCAAAGGCACUAUCGUUCCCUGUUGGGGGCGGCGGAGGAGUCGGUAGCGAGGAGGCUGAGGGAGAAGGAAGCGGAAGUUGAGAAAGCGGCGAGAAGAAAUGCCGAGCUGGAGGCGAAGGCAGCUCAGCUGAGUUUGGAGGCUCAGGCUUGGCAGCAAAGGGCCAAGAUGCAAGAGCACAUGGCGGCGAAUCUGCAGGCACAGCUGGAACGGGCGAUUAUUACUAGCGGUGGUGGCGGUGGAUAUAAUGGGGCGGCACAACAGGUGCAAGAGAGGGAUGAAUGGGGCGGCGGAGGGGGAGGGAAUAAUAGUGCGGCGGGGACUGUGGGUGGCGAAGCGGAGGAUGCUGAGUCGGCGUACAUUGACCCGGACCGAGUGGUGGAAAGGGCUGGGCCGUCGUGUAAAGCGUGUCGCAAGAGGGUGGCGGCGAUGGUGGUGUUGCCGUGUCGGCACCUGUCGCUUUGUACAGAAUGCGACGCCGUUGCACGAGCUUGCCCAGUUUGCUUCGCUGCGAGAAGUUCAAGUCUUGAGGUCUUCCUUUCCUAGAACCCAGCCCAACAAUCGCACCGGCACAAAUCAAACGCAAGCCCAAUGUAGGCCCACCUGUUUGGAGUGGGGCCCACGUGUGACUGUUAGAGCAUUAACAGGUUGGGGAAAACCAAAAAAAAAAAAAAAAGAAAGAAAGAAAAGAAAAGAGAGAAUAUGAACAGGAAUCAAGUAUAAUAUUAAGUAUAAUAAGUAUAUAUUAUUAAGUUCUUCUCCCCAUUUCCCCCCCCCCCUUUUUUUUUAGUUUAAACUUUAUACCCACCUCCCAAGACCAUAUUCUAUUUUAAUUUUUUUUUGUUGCCCCAAAAUGUUUUGAUGGUGGAAUGUAAAUGGCCACAUGGAAGUGGCAGUUCUUUUUUUCUUAUUUUUAAUCCGAAACCAAAAUCAUACAUAAAUUCUUUGAUUUAAUUAUAUUUGUGUGGUUGCUUUAGUUA